AUGACCCGGGGCUUUCCGUCCAAAACUCUCGCUUACAUACUUGUCUGGACGCCCCUGAAUAAGGUCAUGUGUACCUGCCAGCCUGACGAAAUACGGUACCGUGUUGUUUUGAGAGAGUGUGGUAAAGGGGGGGGACCUCUUCACAGGGCGGUACUCCUGUUUGCACAAACGGACGCCGUCCGGCCAACACACAGAAGAGGUGUCCACGGCUGGCUCCCUUUUUUUGUUGCCGAUUUCUUUCGUUUGAGCACUUCCGGUGGAUCGAUUGGCCUUGUUAACGAAGUAAUCUUUGAAUAAGCUUGUUUCUUUAAAGACCCGACCUCGGCACAGUUCCAUCUUUCAGAUUUUUACUUCCAGUAUCUUCAUUAGCUUCAAAAAUUGGGAUAUCUUUGGAUUGAUGAGCUUGCGACCAUGGUUUUUCCUGAUUUGAAAUGGAUUUAGGAUUUUUCUUUAAAAAAACGACGCUUUUUUCGGAUUUCCUUUGUUUGGAUACUUCGGGUGGAUUGAUUUUUUUGAUUCAGAAGCUUCUGAGGGAGAGUUUCACGAUUAUCGUUAAGUCUUACAGACUUUUCUGAUCACCGAAAUUGAUCUAUUGGUUCUUCGUCUUUCUUUUUGGGCUUUUGGGGUACUUCCGGCGUAUUGAUUGGUAGUGGCAAUGGGUGAUUUUUUGAUUUAUGAUCUUUUUACCAAGGUUUUUUUGUGAUUGAGAAUUCCAAAACGCAUUAGAAUCUUACAGAAUUCCCUGAUGAUCCAAAUCGAUCUUUAGCUCAACAGCUCCUUUUUCAAAUUUCAUUGGUACAUCCGAAAAACUGAUUUUUUGAUUGAGAACAUCCUAGAUAAAUAGUUCUUUGAUCAAAAGCCCCACAUUACUUUUUAAAUUCUCACAGCCUUUUUUAUUUAUAUCAAAAUAAGCAGGGUCCUUUUCCGGAAUUUUUCAGUUUAGUUACUUCCGUUUGGUCUUCGCAAUCGAGUUAUCUCAAGAUUCAUAAGCUUGUGAGGUUUUCUGACUAAAGAAUUCACGAUGAGUCGUACAGGCUUUUCUGAACAUCAAAAUUAGUCAACUUUUGAAACUUUUAUUCAGUCUUCAGAGUAGGCUCUCCGCUGAAUCACGGAAUAAUUGAAGAGUUGUUUGUCGGUUCGCGAAACUGUCGUUGAUCAAGCGUAGACGGCGUGUAGAGCAUCUCGCCUCUCUUGUGAUAGUAGUAGACGACUUCAGAGAGUUUCCGACGAUCGCUGCUUCUCCAUGUAGAAACAGUACGGCGCCCAGCUUGUCCAGGGCUGACGGGCGUCGGAUUGAACCUCGGACGAGAGCGGAAAGGAAGACCGACUACUCGGGUGGUAGAGAUGAGUCAACUUUUGCAGGGCUCCUACAAUCUUGA
Messenger RNA from Caenorhabditis auriculariae, 1379 nucleotides. The record is from the annotation of a GenBank genome assembly. NCBI's taxonomy places the organism in Eukaryota, Metazoa, Nematoda, Chromadorea, Rhabditida, Rhabditidae.